GUAAAUGUUGAUGUUCGCGAUUUCGUGUCAUUCUUUUUUAGCUAAAAUCCACAAUUUUGGUUGAUUUCUCUAUCCACAAAUGUGGGCAAAGAAACAAUGAGUUGGUUUGAAACAGGUGGAUUGAGUGGCUUCGCCAAAUCGGCUUUGUCGUCUGCCCAGAAGUCCAUAGACAGAGUCCUUGAUAUUCAGGCAGAAGAUUCGGCAGACUCUUCGCAAAAACAGACGGGGUCGGGCCCGGGCAGAAAGAUUCAGACGACGGCAAACUCGAGCAAGACAGCUCGCAGUUCUGUUUCCAAAAAGGAGGAUUUGUCUCAGGAUGCAAGUCUUUCGUCUUCAUACUCGGCAAGAAGAAAUCAGCUAAAAAGUGAGGAUAACUUCUUCAGUGCCUUCUUGGACGAGCCAUCUUCAUCCAAAACGGCCACUCCUGUGGCCAAGUCGGUCCGAUCACCUGCCAGAACAACAUCCUCUGUCAUAACAAAGAAAUCACAGCAACAGAAAUCAAAGGAUGACUCUAAAGAUCAAAAUGAGAAGGCAAAGGAAGAUUUGAGCAGUGAAAACAUCUCAAGGAAAACAAAUGAGGCAGUUUCUGUUGAUCUUGUGGUUUGUGCGACCCAAGGAACAACACAAAAUGAGGAAAACAAUGAAAAGGAAGUUUGUGAGGAUCUUGAUGAUAAAGUGAGUCAGAAUGAAUCAACGGCUGCUAUUUUAUUGACACAGUCGUUGAAUCCACUGGAGAUAUCAAUCGACGACUCAGGAUCCAUGAUCGGCUCAUCAUCUUCCUUUGUCCCAAUAUCCAAGGAAGAUGUGGAGGAAUGUCAAUAUUCAGGUAUUUCGCCACAAUCCAGUGAUGACUUAAUGAGCGUCUCACAGACACAGCUCAAGCAAGACUCAGAGUUGCUUGACACUGUCAAGCCCAAACCAGACACCCCUGAAACUACACCGGAAAAAGACUUUAAGAAUCGGGAAGGAUCCCCGUCUGAUUCCAAAUCAGAACAUUCUGAGGAGACAAACGCAACGUCAAGCAGCAGUGAUUUUGUUGUGAUCAAUGAGUUCACAGGGAGUGAGCUGUCGUCAUUAAGUAACUAUGAUACCAGAGAAUCGCCAGAAAGCCAAUCACCAAAACAUUUCUCGUCAUCCUCAAACGGUAAGAGAAGUCCUGAUAGUGAUUUCAGUAUCAUCUCUGAAGGGAGGUUUCAUGAUACGAUAGACACUCAGCGAAUCCCUUCACUGCUAGAUGCAAUAGACUUCAACCGUCGUGAGUCAACAGCUUACUCGGCAGAUGUUGAUUCAGAUAACCAGGAUGAGAAGGAGGUCAGUUGCAUCAAUACAUCCUUUAAGUCUUUGAGUAGCAGCAGUGACACAAGAGAGGAAAGUAACAGAACUCCAACCCCAACGCAAGAAGAACAAGACGUUAACAGUGCAGAGAAAACACCAAGACCUUUUGAAAUGAAGGAACAAACACCAGCUGACACUGCCAAUGUAAACCCAGCUGUAGAGGACCAUCAGACAGAACAGGAUUCCCAGAGCCCUAUUCAACCAGAUGUUCUCUUGAAGAAACUUGCUGGAAUGGCUGAGAUACUUCAGGCAAGAGAGAGUCAAGUCAUGACUCUCAGUAACCAGAAUGUGGACUUACAAGAAUCUCUCAAUAUCCUUAAGAGUCAAUUGCAACAAUCUGAGGCAGCGAGGGAAACAGAAAUGACUGACUUGAAUGACUUGACUGAAGAAUUUACACAACGCAUUUCAUCUAUGGAGAGAAAACUACAAGCUUCACAAAAAGAGAGAGAUGUGUUGAAGAAAGAAGUGCAGAAGUUGACCAAGGAUAUAGCCAGCAGAGAUGGCAAUAAUCAGACAGAACAGAUCUUGAAGGAGAAAGAAGAGACCAUUAUUGACUUGAUGGCUGAAGGAGAGAAGCUGUCUAAACAGCAACUGCAGAACUCUAACAUCAUCAAGAAACUACGAGCUAAAGAGAAAGAAAAUGAGACGCUUAUUAACUCACAGAAAGAACAGCUGGAUGAAACCACUGGGAGACUUGAGCAUUUGGAAAAUGUCUUAGAUGGCAAAGAAGAACUGGAAAAGCAGCAAAAAGACAUCAUUAAGAAGUUGAAUGCAGCAGUAGACAGACUGGAUAAAGAGUUAAGCAAUCAGCGUAUGGAACUAGAUGACUCUAAAGAGAAAGUACGCAGUACACAGGCAGCCUUGGAUGCUUCCUACAAGGACUUAGCUGAGUUACAUAAAGGCAUUGCAACUAAGAACAGCAAGGUGCAAGAGACUCAGUUGAGUGCUGAGAUGAAUGCUAAGGAAGAGAUGAGGUUAGCUCUGGAGCGGAAUCAGCAGGAGGCUAGAAGGGAGCAUGAGGCACUGCUACUACAGAUCAGUGAUCUUCAGAUGUCCAUCAGUAGACAAGACCAGCAUCAAGCUCGUAAAGAGAGUCAUCUACGACAAGAGAUAUCUGAUUUACAGAUGAGACUACAGGAAGCUGAGCAACGUAAUCAGGAACUCAGUCAGAGUGUCAGUGCUGCAACUCGCCCAUUACUGCGACAGAUUGAGAACUUAAACACCACCUUCAAUGCCCAGUCCGGUAACUGGGAACAAGUUGAGCGUAGCUUGACUGAGCGUCUAGCGGACAGCCAAGCACAACUAGCUUCAGCUACAGAGAAAGAGCGUAAUGCUACAGAGAGUGCCCUGAUUGCUGGGUCUAAGUUAUCAUCUAUGGAAUCACAGCUAGCGUUAUUACGACAGGAUAAAUCUCGUUUACAGGCUGAGCUUGAGAUGGCUAAAGCUAAGGCAGACUCAUUAGAAGAAUCAAAAGAAAGUGAAAUGGCUCGCACUGAGACCCAGUUAAGUACGUACACCAAGGCCCUUGAGGAGGCCCAAAGAGACAAGACACACCUGGAGAAACAGCUUGAAGUAGAGAAGAUGAGAGUUGAUACUGAACGAAGAAAGUUGCUUCUGGCUCAAGAUGCCAUCAGUGAAAAGGAGAGGAGAUUAACACAACAAGUGGAAGACAGUAGCAGUCAUGGAAACCGCUCUGGAGCAAGUACACCUGUACAUAGCUUGCCAACCACUCCUGGUCCAUUUCACACUCCCACUCAGAUGGAUAUUUUGGAGCGUACCAUGUCUUGGUCGACAUCUGAAUCGUUAUAUGAUAGUGUAGUAGGAGGUUCAGCUUCAUCAGUCAUUGAAGGAUUACAUUCUCAACAUAAACAGAGGGAAGGAGAGAUUGUACAGCUACAGGCAGAGAUAUCUCAACUGGAGCGAACAAGAGCUGCUAUGGCUGAAGAGAUUGUGAAAUUAAGCAACCUGAAUGAGACCUUAGAUGAACAAGCCAUGCUGCUACCAGAGUACAAGAGGAAAUUAGUGGAGACAGAAACACGCUACAACGCUGUUUUACAGAUGUAUGGAGAGAAAGCUGAAGAGGUUCAGGAAUUGAAGCUAGAUCUACAGGAUGUGAAAGAGAUGUACAGACAGCAGAUUGAAGAUCUGAUUAAUUCAUGAUGUACUGCUUCAUUGGUAACCAUGGAAACACAACAACAAAGACACUAACAUUUGAUAAACAACCAUCAAUUAUAUGAAUCCAGACCUCUACCAUCAAGCAGCUUCGAUGAACUAUAAAACUUCUAUGAAAUUUUUGUCCCAUGUUUGUGGAUUCACCUGCUGAAGUUUAUAUCAUAGAUUCAAAUGAUACAUUUUACAAAGCAACAUUGGCCCUAAAAAUUGCAGUAGUUGAUUUUAUCAAUUUUUAUGAAGUAAGUUUUAAGUUAAUGAAUUUUGUAAAAUGUUUGGGGCUAGUUUGAUUGUGUCUGGGCACAUGUUAACUACUUAAGUAACUAAAUUGUUGCUUGAGUCCGUCUUGAUUGUAAAUAGUGGAGAAACAUUAGCAAUGAGCAGUCAAAGAAACUUAAAGUGUCUACCUUUUGCUUGGAAUAAAUAAUGGAUAUAUUUUCAAAGAUUUUGUAUUUACUUAAACAUUGUGUAAAUCUCUUAUGGUAAACCAAUUUGAUUAGGGAAAAGGGUUUUGCACCUGUUUCAGACAGGCGCUCUAGAGUCACGCCGAACUAAUUAGAUGAGGAGCAACUCUAGGUCAACCCAAAUAUCCAUUUUGGGUUUCAGACAGGCUAA
This is a messenger RNA of Asterias rubens (European starfish), 4119 nucleotides long. Its product is annotated as TATA element modulatory factor-like. The transcript has 18 exons. Bases 97 to 3495 code for a protein of 1132 amino acids. Gene Ontology annotation, cellular component: endoplasmic reticulum; Golgi apparatus. The record is from RefSeq and is a predicted model, not a curated record. NCBI's taxonomy places the organism in Eukaryota, Metazoa, Echinodermata, Asteroidea, Forcipulatida, Asteriidae.